Messenger RNA from Podarcis muralis (Common wall lizard), 838 nucleotides. The record is from RefSeq and is a predicted model, not a curated record. NCBI's taxonomy places the organism in Eukaryota, Metazoa, Chordata, Lepidosauria, Squamata, Lacertidae.
UGUCCCCUUAAAACAGUACUUGCACUACUCUGGCGAGACAGUCAGCAGGCAGGGAGGGUCUCAUCUUGCGUACCAGAUGGCGCUGGCAGACAGCUGCCCCGGACACAGAACUGACGUGACGUUCUCUUGCCUCCCCCCCCCAGCCCUCUUUGUCAGCAACGUCCUGGUGGAGGCGGAAGCCGUGGCCCUCCCUCUGGCCCUGGACACCGCCGGCUCUCUGCUCCUCCAGGCCCUCCUCCCUUCCGCCUCUGCGCCCAGCCUGAGCCGCCUGCUGCGAGCCUUCCUUCCCGCUCUGCGCCUGGCCGCCUGCCACCCCUGCGGGGCUCACAUCCUGGAGGCCGCCCUGCUCAGAGCUCCGGUCCUGAUUUCGGAGGGAGCGGAGGAUGCUGAGGAGCUGGAAGACCAAGUCCUGGAGCUGGCAAGGGCCGUGCAGGAGGAGCUGCCCACCUUUGCCCUGGACACCCACGCCAGCUUCAUGGUGCGGACGCUGCUGCAGGUGCUCGGAGGGGUCCGGGUCAGGUCGGACGGGGGACGGGGACUCCCGGUGUCAGGGUCUUCUUUCUCCAGAGCCAAAAAGGCUAAACUGGAGAGCGAUGGGCCUUCGGAAUUUGAGGUCCCAGAAACCUUCCAGUCCCUCCUGGGCGAAUUCAAAGGGAGCUUUCAGGAGCACAUUCCAAGUUUCAUCACCAACAAGUAUUUCAGCCUCUGCCUCCAGUGGCGCUGGAGGUCUUGCACCGGAAGCUGCCAGCGGACUGCUCAGAGCUUGUGCCACUCAAUGAUUGGCUACUUGAGCUCCCGCAAUGUGUCUCCUGGGCAGAGGUAAGCGCUCCGAUUGGCC